Messenger RNA from Panicum virgatum (switchgrass), 1655 nucleotides. RefSeq names its product splicing factor U2af small subunit A-like. The coding region runs from base 542 to 1396 and encodes 284 amino acids. Gene Ontology annotation, cellular component: U2AF complex; spliceosomal complex. The record is from RefSeq and is a predicted model, not a curated record. The transcript has 2 exons. Lineage: Eukaryota; Viridiplantae; Streptophyta; Magnoliopsida; Poales; Poaceae. Gene Ontology annotation, molecular function: metal ion binding; pre-mRNA 3'-splice site binding. Gene Ontology annotation, biological process: mRNA splicing, via spliceosome.
AGUCAGGCCAACCGCAACCGUCCGAUUGGUAGCUUGCGGCCGGAUGUACCUUGACAUCCUUUAUAUGCGCUUCUAGACGCGAGUCGAAGCAUCCAGUCCGACCAAAUCCUGCGCGUCCGUACUCUGCUUCCCCUCCGGCCACGGCGGCGCUGCUCUCCGGUCGGAAGAUGUUGGAUCUUCCGCUACAAAUCCAAGCAUUGAGGAUAAAGAUUAGUUUCCCUUUCUGUUAAAUUUCUCUCACAGUUUGGCGAGCUGUUAAUUUCCCCCCAAAUUUAAGCAGCUGCUGUUUUGAAGGUUUCUUCUCCGGGAAAAAAUUUUCAAAUCCCGAAACCGACCGAGGUUGCAGUAGCCGCAGAUGCUGCUACCCAUCAAGUUCCCGGGCCCAUAAAUUAUACUCGACUUGUGAUUUCGUUUGUCAAUCCUAGCUAUUGCAUUCUGCGUGCAUGUGGUUUCUGACCCGUGAAUUGGAACCGCAGAAAUCUCUAGGCGACGAAUCGAAUCGAAUCGAGCAGGUACCAGGUAGAGGAGGAACCAGGCGGCCAUGGCUGAGCACCUGGCGUCCAUCUUUGGCACGGAGAAGGACCGCGUGAACUGCCCCUUCUACUUCAAGAUCGGCGCGUGCCGGCACGGCGACCGGUGCUCCCGCCUGCACAACAAGCCGUCCAUCUCGCCGACGCUGCUGCUCUGCAACAUGUACCAGCGCCCGGACAUGAUCACCCCGGGCGUGGACGCGCAGGGCAACCCCAUCGACCCGGAGCGGAUCCAGGAGGACUUCGAGGACUUCUACGAGGACAUCUUCGAGGAGCUGAGCAAGCACGGCGAGAUCGAUAGCCUCCACGUCUGCGACAACCUCGCCGACCACAUGAUCGGGAACGUGUACGUGCAGUUCCGCGAGGAGGAGCAGGCCGCCCGCGCGCUGCAGGGGCUGCAGGGCCGCUACUACUCGGGCCGCCCCAUCAUCGCCGAGUUCUCACCGGUCACGGACUUCCGGGAGGCCACCUGCCGCCAGUUCGAGGAGCACAGCUGCAACCGCGGCGGCUACUGCAACUUCAUGCACGUGAAGCAGGUCGGCCGGGACCUGCGGCGGAAGCUGUUCGGCCACCUGCACCGGUCCCGCCGGAGCCACAGCCGGAGCAGCCGCAGCCCGAGCCCGUACCGCCACCGCCGGAGCUCGUCGCGGUCGAGGGACCGCGACGACGACUACGACUACUACUACCACUACCGUAGUGGCAGUGGCAGCCGGAGGAGCAGCGAGAGGCACCGCAGCCACGACAGCGACGGGAGCCGCCGCCGGCGCGGGCGGUCGAGGAGCCGGAGCCCGGUGAGGGAAGGCAGCGAGGAGCGGAGGGCGCGGAUCGAGCAGUGGAACCGCGAGAGGGAGGCCGCGCAGGUGUGAGCAGAGCAGCUGCUGUGGCUAUGCUCGGCUGCAGUUUGCCGCAGUGAUGAUGUCCGCUUGGUUAGUUUGCAAGGUCGCUGAAAAUUUCAUCUUGUACUAGUAGUUAGUCAGGAUCAUGUCGUAAAUUGAACUCAAAAUUCGGGGGUUUCAAUUGUGACCAUAGUGUACUUGUGGUUGUCAUUGAACUUGCUCUGGAUGUAUCGAUGGAACCUAAUUUCCAGUUUCAGUAUGAGCUUGUGCUGAUGAUCGGUGCUCUGUA